Messenger RNA from Crotalus tigris (Tiger rattlesnake), 2353 nucleotides. Its product is annotated as insulinoma-associated protein 1-like. Lineage: Eukaryota; Metazoa; Chordata; Lepidosauria; Squamata; Viperidae. The record is from RefSeq and is a predicted model, not a curated record. Bases 1145 to 1975 code for a protein of 276 amino acids. The transcript has a single exon.
UCUAAAUUCUAAAGGCAAAGUAAGAAUCUUGAAUAGUCAAUGUUGAUCAAAAUAUGGUAUGUGUUAAUAACAGAAUACACAAUCCUUCAUCCAUUGCUUUUAAUUGUAUAACAGGACCUUUCUUGGUUGCAAAAUAUUAACAAGUAUAAAAGUAAAUCAAGCAUGAGGAAAAUAUAACCUUGUGUCCACAAAUAUCAACAGUAUCAUAAUUGUUUCUCCAGCAUGAUUUGUUUACAGCCUCCAUUUUGAAUUUCCGGCCUGUUUCAUUGCCGACAGUUCAGCCUGGAGUGCAGGGACCUGCUGUCCAGGGCAUAUCUGGCCCUUCAGCCACCUUUACACCCACUGCAGCAGGACUUCAUCCUCCUGAGCCCCAACCAUUAGGACUAGAGCAGGUUCAGGCCAUGAUAGCUCAGGCCCUGGCCCAAUUCAUGGCCACUUCUGCCCCUCAACAUCUCCCUCAAGGCGCAGCACCACAGCCUCCACCUCGUCCUGACGCACCAGGCCUCACAGAGGACGUCUCAUCGGGAUCGGACGACUACAAUUCUUCUCGCCUGAUCCUAUCAGAUGAUGAGGUUACCCCAGCAUCGGAUCCAGCAUCACCUACCGGGCUCUUUGACCAUUCCCUCUUCAACUCCUUGCUCCUCAAGGCCUGACCAUGGCCAAUCUUACUCCAGAACAGGAGACCCCAGCUCCUUCUACGUCAGUGGUUCUCAACCUAUAGGUCGCGACCCCAUUUGGGGUCGAACAACCAUUUCACGGGGGUCGCCAAACAACGCAGUCCGCCAUUUUCCCCCCUUUUCCUUAGCUGUGCUACUCCCUCUUAUUGGCUUUCAAAAGUGCCACAGGUGGCACGCAGAGCCGUUCCUGCCUUCCUCCUCUUUGCGCAUGCACAGCUUUUUCCUAUAUAAACUAAGGAAGUUUCGGUUUCGGAGCACGUGGCAGAAAGCGAGAGAGAACAAGCGGCAGAAAGCAAGGGAGGCCUCCACCACCACCACCACUUCUGUUUCUCCCGCUUGGCUCGCCUGACAGAGGGAAAGCGGGGUGGUCGAAGAAAGACCAGCUGGAUACUAGAACCGCUCUUGCCGCUCAGAGACUGAGGCAGCAGCAAUCUCCAGCCACAGACGCCUUCCGGAGCUGCCCGAGGAUGGCCCGAUGCUUUUUAGUGAAGAGGAGUCACAGACCUAUGCCCAUCUCUUACCGGACGCGUUGCUCCUGCUACCCGGCCGCUGGGCUGGAAGGAGGCAAUCCGUGCAGCUCUUGGUUCCUCCACCUUUUCCCACCCCUCAUUUCCCCAGCGUGGCUUCUGCCUCAGAAUCUGCUGAAGCCUGUGCCCAUGGUGCCACAGUUUGGGACGCCGGAGGGCCCCUCUUCGCCGGUGCCGCUGCACAGUCCAGCGCGAGCGGUGAGCAAGGAACGUAGCCUCCACCUGGCCUCGCCCAUCUCGGCCAAGUCCUUCCCAGCGCCGGAACCGUUACUCUUGGGCCCUGGAGGAAACCUCAAGCUUUGGGCAGUCGCCACUGCUGCCAUCACUUCUGGCCCGCUGCUUGCCCCUCAGCGCAGCCAUGGGCCGAGUCCAGGCGCACUGAAGCGGUCUCAGGGCAGAAAGGCCAAGGCAGCCCGCAAGUUGCACUUCGAGAACAAGGUGAGUACGUUGCCGGUGUGCCGACCAAGGCCAAGCCUGUUCCGGAGGAGACUGCCAAGGGAGGGGGUGGCAGUGGUGGCGGCAACAAUAGUAGCAGCAGCGAGUGGGAUACACCGAGUCCCGGGAGCAUUGGGGGCGGCAGCAGCGGAGAACCAGAAGUUGCUGGAGCCGAGGAAUUCACCUGCCAGUGUUGCGCCAAGCACUUCCGACGACAGAGCACCCUGUGUAAGCACCUGCCCCUCCACCAUGAGCCCCUUGACGGCUUGUCCCAGGCUCGCCCGCUUCCGGAGGCCUGUCUGGAAGAGGCAGCGCUGGACAGCCACAGCCCGCUGAACUUGUCUGGGGAGUGCCACCUCUGCCCAGUGUGCAGGGAGACCUUCCCCAGUAAGAGCAAUCAGGAGCGUCACCUGCGCGUGCUCCAUGCCACCCAGGCCUUCCCCUGCAAAUACUGCCCGGUGACAUUUUACAGCUCGCCAGGCCUCACCCGCCACAUCAACAAAUGCCACCCCUCGGAGAACCGGCAGGUCAUCUUGCUCCAGGUCCUCGUGUGGGUGUGAGAGGGCAGCCGGCGGUUCUGAGGCACGCGGAUCCUCUGCGCAGCUUCCGAGGCUCCGGAUGUGCCGCCAGAGUCUCCCCCCCUCCCCGGACAAUUGUGCAGAGCUGCUUGUGCGUCGGCAGCACCUCCCCCCGUCAAUCUCUCUCUCUCUCCUU